AUGGAUGCGGAUAUGGAUGAACUUAUGGACCUUCUGGCAUACGAAUGCCCCUACACUGGGAAGAAGCGAAUUCCUGGGUGCUAUGAGUCUGUGGAUCAGCAGUCGUCUACAAAGAAGAUCAAGAUUGGAUCCACUCCCGAUAAUUAUGACAAAGUGGAUUUGCAGACCUCACCGGAUGGCUACGAUGAAACUAUGUUCAGUGAGUAUUUCAACAGAGGUUUGUCAGGUGAGCCCUGUGAACCACCACCAGCUCACGUGAACUGUGCAAACUGUCCUGAGCACUUGCAGAGAACCAUCAAUGCAGAGAAUCGUGACAAUCUCAGAAAGCUUGGCGACAACUUUGAUGCCUGUUGCAAGCAUGUCGUGCAGAUUGCCAAGCACGAGGUUGACAACAACCCUGCAAGUAGCCAAGCGAUGCGAGAGUUUGCAUGCAUUAGAGAGGAGGAUGCCGAGGCUGCUGCCGCAAAAGCUAUCAACAUUGCGGUGACGUUCAUGUACAAAAGUGGCCUUUGGUUGCAGAGUACAUCAGCCCGCAGACUGUCAGAUUGGAUUUUCUCCUUUUUGGGGCACUACUCUUUGUUGGCGCAGUUGACUUUGAAUGCUGGCAAAGCUCGGUACCCCAUGUACCCAAAGAACCACAUGCUUUGUCAUGCAGCUGUAGACUUGGCCCGUCGUGCAGAAAGAUGUGAAUGGCAGCUGUCACCUUUAAGCACAGCAUGCCAGCAGGAGGAAGAUUUCAUUGGGAAGCCUUCCAAGAUAUCGCGUUUUACAAACAUUCGCCAAGCACAUAGAAGUGUAAUUUGGAGAUCCAUGAUAAAGAUUCAGUAUUCUCUGCAGCAAGCUGGCAAUGACCAGCGAGGCAUGGAUUCUUAUGCAGAUCUGUGA
Durusdinium trenchii is the source of this 885-nucleotide messenger RNA. The record is from the annotation of a GenBank genome assembly. NCBI's taxonomy places the organism in Eukaryota, Dinophyceae, Suessiales, Symbiodiniaceae.